This is a messenger RNA of Danio rerio (zebrafish), 2818 nucleotides long. It is a transcript of the gene csk, whose product is annotated as C-terminal Src kinase. Gene Ontology annotation, molecular function: non-membrane spanning protein tyrosine kinase activity; nucleotide binding; protein kinase activity. Gene Ontology annotation, cellular component: membrane; cytoplasm. NCBI's taxonomy places the organism in Eukaryota, Metazoa, Chordata, Actinopteri, Cypriniformes, Danionidae. The record is from RefSeq and is marked validated.
GUCAGUAAUAAGCUGCAACAGUUGCGUUUUUUUGGGGGGCUGAACCGUUUGUUUUCUUUCCCGCGCUGUGUGUUUUGUAUGUGAGGCGUAUAUAUAACCGCCGCUGUCUUUAACGGUUUUUUGCGGGUAUAUUUGUAUGCACGGACGAACCGAACAUCUUUUGUCUGGGUUGAUGUUAAAGGAAAGCUCGUUGGAAGAUCUAUUUGACGCCGAAUGUGUGAAUGAUCACGUCUGUAUCUCGUGUUGAUGCAUUCUGGUGGGUUUGACCCACACAUGGACUAAGUGGACGAUCUUAAAACAUCUACAACUUCAAGGCAUUUGGACACCAUCAUCUGCAGAACACCUAUAGGUUUUGGGCCAGUUUUGGCUGCUGCUGUAUGCCUCAGGCUCAGCUCUGAUGUUACCGGUUGAAACGGGUCGACUGUGAGAGGACGGAUUCCCUCAGCUAUGUCUACCUUUGAGGCGACCUGGCCUGCGGGCACCGAGUGUGUGGCCAGGUACAACUUCCCUGGAACGGCAGACCAGGACUUGCCCAUGUGCAAAGGAGAUGUGCUUACUAUAGUUGGAGUAACUAAGGACCCUAAUUGGUACAGAGCGAAAAACUCUGCUGGACGAGAGGGCACCAUCCCAGCAAACUACGUUCAGAAGAGAGAAGGAGUAAAGUCCGCCAGCAAACUGAGCCUUAUGCCAUGGUUCCAUGGAAAGAUCACACGCGAGCAGGCUGAGAGACUGCUCUACCCCCCAGAAACAGGCCUCUUCCUGGUGCGUGAGAGCACCAACUACCCUGGAGACUACACCCUUUGUGUCAGCUGCGACGGCAAGGUGGAGCAUUACCGCAUCAUCUACCACAACGGCAAACUGUCCAUCGAUGAGGAGGAGUACUUCGAAAACCUCAUGCAGCUCAUGGAGCACUACACUAAAGAUGCAGAUGGACUCUGUACGCGACUCAUCAAACCUAAAAUCAUGGAGGGGACUGUGGCAGCCCAGGAUGAGUUCUCCAGAAGUGGCUGGGCUUUGAAUAGAAAAGAACUGAAGCUUAUCCAGACUAUUGGAAAGGGAGAGUUUGGAGAUGUGAUGGUUGGAGACUACAGAGGAAAGAAAGUAGCGGUGAAGUGUAUCAAACAUGAUGCCACAGCACAGGCCUUCGUUGCAGAGGCUUCAGUCAUGACUCAAUUACGGCAUAAUAACCUGGUGCAGCUGCUGGGGGUGAUCGUGGAAGAAAAGGGCAGCCUUUACAUCGUCACUGAGUACAUGGCCAAGGGUAGUCUUGUGGACUAUCUGCGCUCCAGAGGUCGUACUGUUAUCGGUGGAGAUCGUUUGAUCAAUUUCUCAAUGGAUGUGUGCAAGGCAAUGGAAUAUCUUGAGGCCAAUAACUUUGUGCACCGGGACCUUGCCGCUCGUAAUGUUCUUGUGUCAGAGGACAACAUAGCUAAAGUCAGUGAUUUCGGCCUCACCAAGGAAGCCUCGUCUACUCAAGAUACAGCCAAACUCCCUGUUAAGUGGACUUCACCUGAGGCCUUACGAGAGAAGAAAUUUUCCACUAAGUCGGAUGUAUGGAGUUAUGGGAUCUUACUGUGGGAGAUCUAUUCUUUUGGUCGGGUACCAUAUCCAAGAAUUCCUCUAAAGGAAGUGGUCCCGCGUGUAGAGAAGGGUUAUAAGAUGGACUCCCCCGACGGCUGUCCUCCAGUGGUGUACGACAUCAUGAAGCAGUGCUGGACUCUGGAUGCUGUGGUGCGGCCAAGCUUCAGAGACCUUCGAGAGAAACUGCAAGAUAUCAUAACCAAUGAGCUCUACCGAUAAAAAGACUGAAGAAGAGUACAAACACCUCCAUGGGACCAUCCUCAUUCAAUCUGACCAAAUCUACUCUUAAAGAGGUGGACUUGACAAACAUCACAAGUUACGUUUGCAAGCGCGUUCUUUUCUUCUCGCUCUCUCUUUCUCUCUCUCUACAUCUUUUACUUUGCUUGGUUUUCUUAAUUUUGGGGAGGCUGGCCUUCUCUAUACAACUCACCUCUUUUUGAUUCAUAAGAUCUUCAGCCUCCUCUGACCUCAUAUGUCUUCAUAUUCUCCCCCAUUAUGGAUUUUUGAUUUGAUGAUGAAGUACUUCCUGCUAAAAAUAUGAUGAUAAUAAUCAGUAUUAGUAUAAAAAACACAACAAAUAUAAUGAAAAUUAUUCACAGGACUUUUUGGCCCUGUUGAUUCUGCAAAAUCCUAAACCAAAAAGCAAUAAUUGGCACUUAGAGAUCAUAUCCUCAUCCUAUUUUCAUUUCCAGUAGCCGGUGAAAUACAUGAGGAAGUCUUUCUUCUAUUUCACAGUGCCUUUAUGCCAGAAGUCUGUUUUACCUCAGAGCUUGCCUUUUUUUGUUUGUUUUUUUGCAUAAUUUUUUAUACGUUGUUUAAAAGCGCUUGCGUUUCCUGCUUUUUUGCAUCUCAUCUUUCCACACAUGUCAGUCUGAGCCUCCAAACCGGAAUGGAUGAAUAUAAACAUGGAAUAUAAACACAUUUCAAAUGAGAUGUGGCUUGGGUGGAAGCCAGAAUGCUUUAAUUCAGUAUAAAUAAAUAAAUAAAAUAGUAAGACAAAGAAACUAUACUAAAAGCCCACAAGUACAGAUUUGUGGAAUAUUUGUUCUAUAAGUCAUAUGCUGAUUAUUAUUUUUUUUUGGUCGUCGUGAAGGACUUGAUUUUACUCGCAGUGCUUUAUUUUUUCUUCUUUUUAAACAUUUUUUGCUGCCACAUUACAAAAGAAAUCAUUCCACCAGAACAGUUUGAUAAAAAGAAAGUUAAACAAAAAAUAAAAAGGCUGCCAAAAAGCUUGGAA